Aphidius gifuensis is the source of this 1466-nucleotide messenger RNA. It is a transcript of the gene Obp1, whose product is annotated as general odorant-binding protein 69a-like. Gene Ontology annotation, molecular function: odorant binding. The transcript has 6 exons. The record is from RefSeq and is a predicted model, not a curated record. NCBI's taxonomy places the organism in Eukaryota, Metazoa, Arthropoda, Insecta, Hymenoptera, Braconidae. The coding region runs from base 152 to 580 and encodes 142 amino acids.
ACAUCCCGUCUACUUGUUUCUUUAUAAUCCUUGCAUCAGCAAAAAAAAUUUAUAUUUGUGCACGAGACGUUGUUGAAGCAAGACAUAAAUUCAGCUAAUUUCGUUUUUUUAUUUUCAUCAAUAUACAGUGCAUUUAAUUAAUUUAAAAAACAUGGAAAAUUUUAUUGUUAAAUAUAUAUUUUUUGGAAUUUUAUUGCAGGCAGUUUUCAUCACUGCUAAAUUGCCGGAUUUUAUAACACCUGAUAUGGUUGCUAUGGUAGCUGAUGAUAAAGCUAAAUGCAUGGGUUUACAUGGAACAACAGAAGCACUUAUUGAUCAGGUUAAUGAAGGAACGAUUGUAAAUGAUAGAGCUAUAACUUGUUAUAUGCAUUGUCUAUUCGAAACUUUUGGUGUUAUUGACGAAGAUGGUGAACUUGAAGUUGAAAUGUUGGUUGGAAUGUUCCCAGAAAGUAUACAAGAUGCUGGACGAGAACUUUUUAAUAAAUGUGCAUCUCAAACUGGCUCUGAUGACUGCGAUAAAGUUUUUAACAUUGCAAAAUGUGUACAGCAAACAAGACCUGAUAUGUGGUUUAUGAUAUGAGAUAAUAACACCAAAAUUGUAUAUAUAAAAAAAAAAAAUUAAAUAUAAAAAACGAGACAAAAAAAAAUGAAAAAAUUUUGGCCAUUGAACCAGCAACAGAUGAAUAAUUCAAAAAUAUAAAAAACAUCAAUAUGGAAAUCAUCAUAAUUAUCAGAAAUUUAAAGAUAAAAACAAGUAAAAAAAAAUAUUAAAAAAAUUUAAAAAAAUAAAUUUAAUAAUCAAUCUAAAAUUUAAAAUAAAAAAAAAAUUAAAUGACCUUGAAAUUAAAUUUUACAUCAAUAAUAAUAUCUUUGAUAUGUAUUUAUGUGUUUUUAAAAUAUUUUUAUGAAUGUAAUAUAUAUUUAAAUAAUUAAUUAGACAAGCUCAAUAAUUAAUUUUCAAACUAAUUAACGUGCCUAAUGGGUAUUUUCUUAGCUACACAGGUAUAUAAUUUAAACAAAUAAAAAAAAAAAAAAUUUAUAAUCAUUGAAAAAAUACAAUAAAGAUAUGCUAUCAUCAUACAAAAAAAAAAAAAAAAAAUUCAAUCAAUCUUUAUUCAGCUCCAUAAUUUAAAUAAUUCAUCAAUUCAUUUUUUAUUUAUCAAACUGAUAUUGAUAAUUGAACUUUCAGUGUAGAAAUAUUUAAAAAAAAAAAAUACUGAAAUUAAUGACUAUUAAAAUACCUGACAACAUCAACAACGAUAACUACACAACAAAAAUUGAGUGUUAAAAUUUUAUCGAUAAUAUAUUGUGAUAAGAAAAAAAAGUGCUUUUUUUUUUUUUUUGUGAACACUAAAUUGUUGCAUGCUGCUUCAAAUUAACUACAAUCAAACUACCAAGAUAACAACAACAAAGUAAUAAAAAAAUAAAUAAAUAAAUUACAAUUAACUAAUUAAGAGAAAAAUGAA